CUAGUACUCCACGGUAGGUCGUUGAAGGUGCUCAAGAGAAGAGAGAGGGGAAGUGAAGGAAUUCUGUGUAAACGGAGAUAAAUAAAAGUCCUGGUUAAAAAUGCCUGCUCAAAAUAAAGAUGAUGGAGGAUGGAAGAAGUUUUUAUGGAAUUCCGAGAAGAAGGAAUUGAUGGGUCGUACGGGUGGGAGUUGGUUCAAAAUCCUGCUGUUCUAUGUCAUCUUUUAUGGUUGCUUAGCUGGGAUAUUCACUGGUACCAUCCAAGUUCUCCUGCUAACCCUAAGCAACUACAAACCAACUUGGCAGGACAGAAUUUCUCCUCCAGGUCUGACCCACUCGCCUCGCUCUGACAAAUCAGAACUGCUCUUUAGCAUGAGCGAUGCAGGGACGUACUUGAAGCACAUAAAAGCCAUGAAUGAGUUUCUGAAACCCUACGAUGAAGAGAACCAGGUGGACCAAAUGAAGUAUGAAGACUGUGGAGUUGAACCUAAUGAGUACAAGUACCGAGGACAGCUGGAGAAUGACGUGGGUAUCAGGAAGGCUUGCCGUUUUCCCAGGCGUCUUCUUGGCCCUUGCGCUGGGAUUGAAGAUCGAGACUUUGGGUUUAGGGAUGGCAAACCAUGCAUCAUCGUCAAGCUCAACCGGAUUGUGGCUUUCCAACCAGUCCCUCCAAAAAACAAUGAAACCAUCCCUGCUGAGGCUCAAUACAAAGUCCAACCUAACGUGAUUCCACUCCACUGCGCUAGCAAGAAAGAAGAGGAUGCCGGCAAGCUUGGAGAAGUGAGAUACUAUGGCAUUGGUGAAGGCUUCCCACUUCAGUACUACCCUUACUACGGCAAACUCCUCCACCCUCACUACCUACAGCCCCUGGUGGCCAUUCAGUUCAUCAACCUAACCAUCAACACGGAGCUGCGCAUCGAGUGCAAAGUAUAUGGUGAUAACAUCGGUUACAGCGACAAGGACCGCUACCAGGGACGUUUUGAAAUUAAAUUAAGCGUCAACAAUUUAUGACCUCAGUAACGAUCAUAGCUAUGUCUCUCUACCAUACUCCCUUUACCAUUUUAAGGCAAACUAAGGGAUGAUUUCUGACUUAAGAUUAUAAAAUCAUUUUGUGCAAACUUUUGUGCAAACCCUUUAUCGCAAACGGUUCGAGAGAGAGCAUGCAUAAAAGUUUGACCAUCUUGUGUCAGAAUACAGCCCCUAAAUUGUUUAGGAGUUGAACGGUAAAAUAGAAAAUGACUUGUGAAUCCAACCAUCAUCUCAUGGGACCUAACAUUGUCUGUAUGCUUAAAACACUAGCUUUUGCUUCCAUUUUAGGGUUAGAGUCUAAAAAAAAAGAGGAGGAGUAGCAGUAGCAUAUUGUACUUAUAAUGCUAUAAAUGACAACAGGCCCACAGCUAUGGGAAGUAUUCCUUUAUAAGUGUAAAAAAUUUAAAAAUUCCACUACUGAAGUAGCAAGCAGUGUUUGUCUCUUAAGUGUUGCAGCUGCCUUUUGUGGUUUCUGUAAAAUUUUUAGAGUGUACAAUAGUUGCAAAUGUUGGUCAUUUUCAAACUAUCCGUAAGCAAGCUUUAUUUGUCCAAGAUGUAUAUAUCCAUUUAGGUAUUCAUACCAAAUGAAAAAUUCAGACAUUAGUCAGAGCUCUGAAGAUAAGCUUGAAAGGGGUUUAGGAUGUGCUAGAGGUUUGUUUGUUUGUUUGUUUUUUCAUAAAAUGGUUGUAGGAGAGUUUCUUUUCCAUUGCAGAUUGCUU
This is a messenger RNA of Chanos chanos (milkfish), 1746 nucleotides long. RefSeq names its product ATPase Na+/K+ transporting subunit beta 1b (gene atp1b1b). The record is from RefSeq and is a predicted model, not a curated record. Gene Ontology annotation, cellular component: sodium:potassium-exchanging ATPase complex. The transcript is spliced from 6 exons. Gene Ontology annotation, biological process: potassium ion import across plasma membrane; intracellular potassium ion homeostasis; sodium ion export across plasma membrane. Gene Ontology annotation, molecular function: ATPase activator activity. Bases 101 to 1009 code for a protein of 302 amino acids. NCBI's taxonomy places the organism in Eukaryota, Metazoa, Chordata, Actinopteri, Gonorynchiformes, Chanidae.